Pseudoliparis swirei is the source of this 8083-nucleotide messenger RNA. RefSeq lists its product as uncharacterized. Gene Ontology annotation, cellular component: cell surface. NCBI's taxonomy places the organism in Eukaryota, Metazoa, Chordata, Actinopteri, Perciformes, Liparidae. The transcript has 65 exons. Gene Ontology annotation, biological process: cell-matrix adhesion. The coding region runs from base 129 to 7883 and encodes 2584 amino acids. The record is from RefSeq and is a predicted model, not a curated record.
ACAACACACCCAGCGACCAGCACCGGCUCACCUGUCUCCGGUGUCACGAGCGACACACACUCUACAGCCGAGUAGGUUGGGGGAAUUUCAAAACAAAAGCCCAGCCAUCCCAUGAGACGUGUCACAUCAUGAGAUCACACCACCUCUUCCUCCUGGUUUACUUACUGGGGAGCUGCUUCGGGCCAUCAAAUGCACAAAGAAAUGAAACCUGUCCCACGAGCGGAGCGUGCCACCAGGGUCCGACCUCUCACUUCCUGGAGUGCGUGGGGCUGCCAUCGAAGGACACGGGCAAGGACCACAUGCGGAGGCUGAAAGGAAUGCUGGAGGCCGCCAUGGACGUGUACACCUUCAUGAGGUCCAGCAUGACGGGGGUGCCCCUCCUCAGCCUGCAGGCGGAGCUGUCCUUGAACCCCGAGGCGGACCCCCUGCAGAGCGAAGCCCUGGUCCAGAUGUGGAUGGAGGUCCAGAUGAAACCGCUGCUGAGAUCCAUCAACAAGCACUUCCUGUCCUGCCUGAGCACCGAGCACUUCAGCUGCUCCACCUACCAGACGGUAGUGAGGGAGCUCAGCUACUAUUAUUCUGAGAUGAGUCCCGUCCGACAACAGUGGAUCUACACCUUCUUCAUGCACCCCUUCCUCUCUGCAGAUAGAGUCGCUGGGUGUGUGUUCCCGCAGCAGAGCAGUGAGGAGUGGCUGAUGAAGAACUUCGGUGCCUUCAGGGUCUCGGCCCGACUGGAGGAACUGUCGACUCUCAACAUGCUCUUCAGUGGAUUGGAGGUUCUUCACCUGCUGUCUCCGGCGCAGAAGGCCGAGCUGCUGCUGAGGCCCGAGGUCGCGGCUCUAGACAACGGCAACAUGAGCCUGGUGUUCCACAGCUUGUCAACGGGGGGCCCCGGAUGGGACCCCCAAUGGACCACCCCCGAAGAGGACCCCCAAUGGACCACCCCGGGAGAGGACCCCCCCGAGGGGGGGCACAACUGGACUGGCCCCGGAUACCCUUACACCGAUCCCCCACCGUCCCCUCACAACAGCGUCAGACAGGUCGUUAACGGCUUCAUGACGGCGUUCAAACCCGUCGGGAGCUUCGUCCAUGACUUUGUGUCCUUCACACAAGAGAGGGGGGGGUCAGAGGUCAGAAGCAGCACUCUGACCCAGUUCCUGCUCAACUGGACUCUGGCCGAGCUGGCCGGCAUGUACCGGCCACGCGACGCGUUCGGCGCUCCGGAGACGCCGAACUUCGACGUCACCGACGUGGAGGACUGGUACCGGCACGUGGUGAUGCCGGUGCUGCGGAGGUUCCUGCCCGACGACGUGAACCCCGAGCACCAGAACGUCAAACUGGCGUUCCACCAGCUGUUCUACCUGGACCAGGGUGCCGUGGACAACGACACCUCUGAGGUCCAGGACGUCUGCAGCGUCACUCUCAACAACAGGUCUUGCGGGGUGACCGACGCGGUGGCCAACGUGGCCAAGGUGCUGCACUGCGCCGCCGGCAGCCAGCUGACGCUGUCGGAGCAGACGGUCAUGAGUUUGAUGGAGGAGCUGACGGAGCGUCUGAAUCUACUGAUCCAAGAGCUGCUCGCAUCGAACAUGGCGGAGGUGGCGUCCGACUUCCAGCAGAUCUUUGGCGAGGCGGUCUCUCCGUCGCUGGCCGAGCAGCACCUGGAGGACCCGGACUUCAUCCGGCUCUGGUUCCAGAUCAAACUGGUUCCCCUCCUGCCCGAAGUACCCAGAGGACUUCUGAGCUGCCUCAGCACCAAGAACUUCUCCUGCCCGGCGUACCAGACCAUUGUUGCCGGGUUCAGCGAGUACAGUUACCGUGUUUACCGUCAUGACAUCUACAACCACUUCCUCCACCCCUUCCUGCUGAGCCACAACUCAUCCGAUCCUCAGUGCGUCUCCUCGGCCAAUAACAGCACAGAGUGGCUGACGGACAACUUUGGUGAUUUCGUAACGAUCCCCUCCGUCACCGACUUCUACGACCUCAACCCCACCUUCUCUGGACUGGAGGUUCUCCACCUCUUGACUUCAAAUCAGAUAUCGGAGAUGCUGCUGUUGCCUCUUCCUACUCCACCCGAGAAAGACGUGGUUAUCGACCAAGUAUUUGACUUCUUAUUGGAGUCCCCUGGAUACGGGAAAUUUAGAGACGUCCUGCGCACCCUGGGCUAUCUCCCCUACGAGAUCAAACCAUCGUGCGACGUCUUCAAAAAACUCCUCGAGAGAUUGUACGCAGAGGUCCCUCUCGUGCCUCGAGACGUCGAGCCAGACGUCUGGACCGCCAUCGAAGAGUUGAGGAACGCGGCGCCCGCCGAUUGUUUGCCAGCCAACCUAACGUGCCAAACGACGCCCGACAACAAAACUAACUUCUGCAGUGGAGUUAACAGCUCUGAGCUGCUCCAUGUGAGCACAUCUAUGGAAGUCUCCUGCAGCUUUUCCUUGGAGACGUAUGCAUGUGCACAGCUGGAGAACUUCACGGCCAAUCAGCUGGUGUCUCUUCUGGAGUGUAAUCUGCCUGGAAACAGCAGGAACUCCAAAGUGCUGUGGAAGUUGCUGCUGACGAAGCUGUCCUCCGUCUUGGACCCGGCUUUGGACCUUCUGGUUGACAUGCCCACGACCGCGGUGAUUCCGUCGGCGUCCGUGGUUUUGGACGUGAUCGGAGAGCUCAGGGUGUCGUUGCUGACCGACGAGCAGCUGAUGGACAGCGCUGUCGUCGAGCUGUGGUUCUCCGGCCGCCUCGGCGCGUUCCUGACGGUUCCAUCCGGGGGGUUCCUGCUGUGCCUGAGCGGAAGGAACCUCAGCUGUCAAACAUACCAGCAGAUACUGCAGCAGUUCGUCGAGCGUUUUGAUAACAUGAACACAAACAAUCAGUACGCGGUCGUCAAGAAUUUCAUCCUCCCCUUCCUGUCGCAGCCACACUCAGGCCCGGGCUGUGUGUCCGCCUCCAACGGCAGUGCGGAGUGGCUGACGAAGAACAUGGGUCCGUUUUCACGUUUCAUGCAAAUCAGAGAGCUGCUGCAGCUCGAACCGGACUUCGCCCCGCUGGACGUCCUCCACCUCCUGAGUGUAGUGCAGCAUGCAGAGCUGCUGGUGUUGAUUCUUCCUGAUACUCGGGAGAAAGACACCGUCAUGAACGCCAUCUUCGAUAUCCUGACUCCCAAUGGCACUUUGGAAUUACUGAAUUACCUCUACAUUUUCCAGAACGAGAGAAACCUCUCCUGUUCGGCUCAAAAAACCCUGUUCACCAGACUGGAGUUGAUGAAGUCUACGCUUCCUCUUCAUCAAGCGUCGAUGAUCGUGUACUUUGAGACGGAGUUAUCCAAGUUCAUACCGCCGGGUUGCAUCAUAAACAGCAGAGAGUGCAACGUCAUCAUGGCAAACGAAACAGACAUUUGUGCUGGAGUAAACAGUGCGAUGCUGCAGCUGCAGCUCGACAGCGGAGAGAUGAGCGGAGGUUUCUGUGACUUUGCCAUAGAGGAAUUUGCGUGUGCCUCGCUGGCCACGUUGACAGAGGAAAAUCUGGCGGCGCUGCUGGUGUGUGAGCCGACCUCCUCCUCCAACUCCUCCGGCUCCCGACCCGUCUGGAAGCUCCUCCUCUCCAAAGCCUCACCUGUGCUGGACGGAGCUCUGGACCUUCUAACCAACGCGACUCUGGACCCCACAAACCCUUCAGUGCCAAUAAUUUUGGAAGCCGUGCAGCAAAUCCGAUUGGACGGCCUCGACCCGGCCGCCCUCAACGACCUCGCUUUCAUCCAGCUGUGGUUCCGAGAACGCCUCCGACCCUUCCUGCCCGCCGUCACGCCGGACUUCCUGUCGUGUCUCGCCGCUCAGGGGUUGAGCUGCACCACCUACCAGGACAUGGUGCAGAUCCUGAGCGACCUCCAGCCCGACAUGACGCUCAUCAGGCAGAUCUCCGUGUACACACACUUCAUCAAGGCCUUCCUGACCAGGGCUAACGCCACAGACUCCGGCUGCAGCUCAGGCGUCACCAGCAGCGGCGAAUGGCUGCAGAAGAACCUCGGAGGGUUCUCCGCCCUCGCGUCGUUCCGCGACCUGCAGACGCUCUAUUCCAACUUUUCCGCGACGUCGGCCUUACCGCAGCUGACCGUCAGACAGCUGGCGGAUGUGUCCACCACGCCCGGCCAGCUCGCCUCCCCCGCCCACGUGACGGCGGUGAUGAGACACGUGCCCGACCAAUCGCUGCCCGCCUUCUUCGAUGAUUUCUCUCCUACUAUCGAGAUUAACGGCAACCGGCUCCCCUCGGCGGUGAGGUCGGCCAUGUUGCAGGUCGUGUUUGACCGAGCCAACCUCUCCGACCGCUCGGUGGGCGACUCGGCGGUUUCGCUGUGGCUCCGCGGCCGACUCCGCCCCCUGCUGGUCGACCUGUCGCCGGCGCACGUAGCGCCGUUCUUCGGAAUCCUGGCGGGAAGAAACUGCAGCAUCGAGCAGCUGGGAGUCGAGGGCCUGAAUUCUGCAAUCUCGUCUCUCAACGAGGAUACGAAGAAAGAGAUCUACGACCACAUCGUCCAGAUGCUCCGAGGGCCGAUACCGCUCUCCUGCUACCGGAACACCAACCAGAGUUUCUUCGGCUUCCUGCGGCGUUCCUUCCUCGGCUUCCAGUUCCCCAACUUGACGACCUUCCUGUCCCUGAUGCCCGGCGACAGGAAGCUGCAGCUGGUGAACUCCGUGCCUCCGUCAGAUCUCGGAGAUUUCCUCCGUCUUCCCGACGUCGUCGACAACGACGCGGAGCUGUGUGACCUCUACGACCUCUACGAGCAGACGCCGGCCUUCCUGCAGACCGAGUCCCUCCCGGAGGCGGUGCGGCGGCCCACGCUGCCUUGCGUCUGGCCCGCGGCGCUCGCCAGCUCCGAGAGGUCGGAGGUCAACGCCUGGUUCGACCGGCGCCUCGGAGACUCCCUGGUGUUCCUCACAAAGAGUCUGAUCGGCCCCGACAGCACACACAACGCCUCCUGCCUGGCCUUCCAAAAACUAGUUUCCGUUCUGGGUGAAUACAACUACACGGCGGCGGACUUCAAGAGGAGCGAUGUGUUCGACACCAUCAGGAGCUACCUCGCCUCAGCGACGGUCCCGAGAUGCUACAACGACAGCGACCCAGAACUCAACUCCACAGCCUGGUUUGCCGAGUACGUCGGCCCCUUCAUGUCCUUCCUCACUCUGGAGGAUCUGCAGGCGUUCGGAUCGGCACAGGUUCUCCAGGUGUUCUCAGUGAACCCGCUGAACAUCGCCGCCCUCGACCACGCCGCUCUACCCGCCAACCUCACCGACUACUACACGGGGCUCGUUUACCAACAGGACGCCAACUUCAACCCCUUACUACUCCCUCUGGCGUGCCGGUGCGUCGCUCCGGGGCCGGCGUUCAGCCAGCUGACGCCGGAGGAAAGCGUGGUCAUUCUUUACAACCUGACCACGAUAUGCUCGUCCCUGGACUCGCAGGUCUCUGCAGCGUUGGCCGGUAACCUCGGCAACAGCAUCAACGCCGCGGCGCUCUCCGCCCUGGGCAACGAGAGCACCGGCAUGUCCACCGGGCAGAUCAAGAGCAUCGACCCUCAGCAGAUGUUGGACUCGCUCGGCACGCUGAGCAGCGUCACCGGCUGGAACCAAGGUCAGGCCAAGGCCAUCGUCCAGGCGCUGACGUCCUCGGCGGCCUUCGAGAUCAACGGCACGUCGUUGUUGAUGCUCGGUUCUCUCGUCGCCGGCGUUCCCUCCGAAGCGAUGGCCAACAUCAGCGGCGCCCAGCUGCUCGCCGCCUCCAAGGACCCGGCGUUCCUGGCGCACAUCCUGUCCGCCCCGCUCAUCGUCCAGCAGACCUUUGUUUCUCAGAUCAUCGCGGAGGACGGCGACGUGGAGGCGAUCAUCCGGAACGUUCCGGAUGGGAUGGCCACUCGGAUCCCUCGCGCUCUGCUGCUGGGCUUCCCCAACAACCGCAGCGUCAUCAAGAGACUCAACCGGCACACGUGGAAACGGCAGCAGGCCAAGUUGUUCUUUGACGUGAUGGCCGUGGAGUCUGCGACCGACGCGCUGGGAGGUCCAAACAAUUUGUCGUCCUCUGUGCUGCAAGGGUUCACGUGCACCGGGGUGAGGGCCGUGAAGUCGGAGCAGAUCAAGAAGCUCAUCAAAGCCUGUCGGAGGACGGGCGACGACAAGGUCCACCUGGAGGAGACUCAGUUGACCUGCAUGUACAACCACAUCAAAGCAGACGCGAACGCCACCGCCUUCGACGUCUACCCCCCCGACGUGAUGCUGUACUACGACUACUCCCUGGUGCCGCAGGCCGGCUGCAGGUCCUACUUCCAACAGCUGGCGGACGCCGACUUCUCCGUCUUCUCCCCCACCCUCAGCUACAAGAGGAGCGAGCUGUUCGCUAACGCGGGGAGCUGCCUGGGCAUAACGGGCGGCAGUUUGACCAAGGACGACGUGUCGGUGUUGGGGAACAUGUGCUGCUCCCUGAACGCGUCCUACAUCCAGAACUCCGACCCGUCCAUCUUGGAACAAAUGGAGGGCUGCCCCGACCUCAGCGGCGCUCAGGCGGCCGCCGUCGAGGCUCUGCUGAGCGGCGGGAAGACGCAGUACGGGGCUCCAUCAAUGUGGAACGAAUCGACUCUCAAGGCCCUGGGGAUGUUACCGCUGUACAUGACUUCAACCUUCUACGACAACUUUGACAAAAAAACAAAGCGGAAUUUCUUGAGGUACUUCCUGAAAGUUCUUCGCAGCAACGGGGUGGACAGACAGAGGAAGAGGACGCUGAAGACAGAAUUAAGGAACUCUAUUAAAAAGAGGUCCAAGCGCUCGGACGUCAACGGGUGCACCGAGGGGACGAUCACCCAGGUGACCAUCAGCGACGAGACCUUCCCCUUCGACUACGACGACGUGAACCAGUUCACCUCCUGCCUCAGCGCGGCGGUCGUCAAAGACAACCUGGAGUCCAUCACGGAGAAGGUGGACCAGGAGGAUUACCUCCGGGUGGUCCUCAGCAAGCUGAGAGAGGUUUACUCCACCGUCCCAGAAGACCAGGUCCAGAGCCUCGGCCCGACGUCCCGCGUGGCGACCGCGGCCGACAUCGACGCGUGGGCCGUCACUCAGAUCGACACGCUGGCCUCUCUGAUGGACCCGGCCAACGGGCCGUGGGACCCGAGCCUGGCGAAGGCCGUCGUCUCCAGGUACCUGAGCCACGCUGGGAACCAGCUGGGCGGCGAUGAGCUGAACUCCGUGGGAGGAGCCAACCUGUGCGCCCUGGACGCCAACGUCCUGAGGAACAUCUCCCAACAGAGCAUCAGAGACGCCGGCGCCCUGACGGUGAAGAGCUGCGCCGCGCAGAAGAAGAAGGAGCUGUUCGCCAUCGCCGAGCGAGCGUUCGCCUCAAACACUCGCUCAACGGUCACCGCUUCGUCCUACAGGCUGACGCAACCUUACCUCGGAGGAGCAACUUCAGAAUACGUCAAAAGUUUGGCAGCAUCCGACAUCAACAUGGACCUGGACACCUUCACCAGCCUGGAGGAGAGCCUCGUGCUGAACCUGACGGUCGGCGAGGUCAAAGGUCUGCUGGGCACCAACUUGGCCAAUUUGAAGUCGUACCAGAACGAGCCGCUGGUGAAGACCUGGACCGGCAGGCAGACCCAGGUGGAGCUGGACACGCUGGGCAUCGGGCUCACGGGAGGCCGGGUCGACCCGAUAACCACCACCCCCAACUCCACCAACCCCAACUCCACCACCAACAACCCCAACCCCACCAACAGCCCCACCACCCCCAACCCUCCCAACCCUAACCCCACCACCUCCUCCACCACCAGCGGUAACAAUGGCUACCGAGCAGACGCUGGCUGCUCCUUCCUCGCGCUCCUCGCGCUGCUCGUCUCUUCUCUCCUGUAAUCAAACACAAGGCUGAUUAUUGUAAUACUUGUGAUUCAUAUAUCCAUAUACGUGAGGAGAAGAUGCUGUGGAGCCACACGCAUCCACAUGUUGAACUAAUGUGCAAUAACAAUCAGAUGUAAAUAAAGAAAUAAUUUAUUCGUUGAAUCCCUUUGAAAAUAUGUGUCGCUGAAUAAUAAUUAAUAAAUUAAUAUUGUUCA